This is a messenger RNA of Naegleria lovaniensis, 1542 nucleotides long. RefSeq lists its product as uncharacterized. The record is from RefSeq and is a predicted model, not a curated record. Bases 1 to 1542 code for a protein of 513 amino acids. The transcript has a single exon. Gene Ontology annotation, biological process: nucleocytoplasmic transport; activation of GTPase activity. Gene Ontology annotation, molecular function: small GTPase binding; GTPase activator activity. Lineage: Eukaryota; Heterolobosea; Eutetramitea; Acrasida; Naegleriidae. Gene Ontology annotation, cellular component: perinuclear region of cytoplasm; nucleus; cytosol.
AUGUUUCGCUUUCUCGCUCUUAAUGAAUCCAAUGAUCAUGGUGAUGAAUCAGAGGAAAUAGAUCCAUCCUUGGAUCGGACUUUCCGAGAAGAAGGAGAACCCAUUGAAUUCAUUGAUGAUAUUGUUUUUCAUAUUAUGCAAUUUUUGGAUUCGGAAUUUAUAUUGCGAGUGUGUAUGAAAAUUUCUCGUCAAUGGUUCCAACAAGCCUUGCAAAUUCCAUUAAUGUUAGAUUUCAGUUCGCAAUCUAAAUCAUUUUCUUUCAUGGAUGAAAAGAAUUUGCAUUCCGUCUUAACAUGUCCCAAUCUUGAACAAUUGACAAAUGUCAAUUUUAGUGGUACUUUUUGUGGAAGUGAAGGGGCUUUGUUACUUUCUACAAGUCCAUUCAUGAAGAAUUUAGUAGCAUUGAAUUUGGAGGGAAAUUCUAUUGGGAUGGACGGAGUGAAACUUAUUGGUGAAUGUGCAGAGUUUUUUGAAUAUUUAACAGAAUUGAAUUUGAACUCGAAUGGACUGUAUAAUGAGGGAUGGAAAGAGUUAUUGUUGUUGUGGUCGAGUCAUGUGGAGAAAAGAAAUGCAUGUCAGAGGUCAAAAUUAAGAAAAUUAUGUUUAAGGAACAAUGAAUUGGAAGAUGAGGGAAUGGAAGAAGUGUUUGAGAAUGUUCCAAGAGGAUGGUUCGAUCAAGCGACAGAAUUGGAUUUGAGUCAAAACAAAAUUGGUCCAGUUACCUUGCAAUUCAUUGCAUCGCAAUUUGGCCAAUUACAAACAUUAAUUAUCAAUGGUAAUACAUCCAUUGAAGAGGAAGGAAUGAAGCAUUUAGCAAUGAGCAAGGUGAUGCAUCAUUUAACAUUUUUAGACCUUUCCUUUACCAACAUUGGACUUCGAGCAUUGAACCAUUUGACAGCAUCACCCAAUUUUCAACACUUGACAUAUUUAAAUCUCACAAAAUGUAGUAUUGGAGAUGAAGGUGUGAAAUUAAUUUGUUGCUCUGACUUUUUAAAGAAGCUCACCACUCUCAAACUGGGAUCAACAGUGGUAUUGAAUGAAGCAGUGACCCAUCUGUCAAACUCUCAGAACAUGUCAACUUUAACCGAUUUAGAUUUAAGUUUCAAUUUUAUCAAUUCCGUAGGAAUGGAGAUCCUUUCCAAAACUCUCUUUUUACAAAAUUUAACAUGUUUGAAUCUUGCAGAAAACACCCUUAUUGGAUUUGAAGGAAUUUCUCAACUUGCCACAAGUGAACAGUUCCAGAAUUUACAACAACUCAACCUAUCCAACACAAACCUUGAUCCUCAAGGCAUGGAAAUCCUCUGCACCAAUUUGCAUCACUUUCCCAAACUCACUUCUCUCAACAUUUCUAGCAAUGCACUCGGCAAUGAAGGAGCUCAAGCACUCUUGAGUUCACAGUUCUCCCCCUUCAUUCAAAAUUUAACAGAAUUGGACAUGACACAGUGCCAAAUUGGAAUGAAACACAUUCAAGAAAUUUCCAAAAAGUUCCCCAAAUUAUUGAAACAAAACUUUUCAUUUAGUUUUGUUCUGGAAUGGCAGUAA